AUGUCUUGUCAGAUAAAAACAAUAGCAAAUUUAACCAAUACAAGUAAUAUCAAAGAGCUACUUUUUGGAGAAUGUACUAGAUUUGACAUUCCACAAAAUGAAUUACCACUUCAAGACUGUUUUAUAUCAUUAUCAUCAGCUGGAGAUGUCCUUGCUAUGGCAUAUAAUACAAAGAUGAUUAUAUUAAUUUCAAGGUGGGAUUCGUUAGAAUCAGAUGAGACAAAAAAUAAAUUCCAUAUGAUAUGGUACGGUGAAGUUGCCAAAGAACCAAAUGAAUGGAUAACAUCUGUGAUUUGUUUACCUUUAUUAUCAUUGGGUAAUGCUAGUGGUGGUAUCAAUCCAGACUGGACGUGUAUUAUUGUUGGUUUCAAUACUGGAUUUAUUAGGUUUUACACAGAAACAGGUGCAUUAUUGUUAAAAGAACAAUUGCAUAAUGAGUCAGUUGUGGGUUUAAAGUGUCAGUCUUUUCGUUCACCUAAACACAUAGGUGACACUGGUUUGACUGAGGAAAUUCAUGUGACAUAUAAUAGUGUUGUAUGUGUAUUACAAGGUUUUUCUCUAUUUUCCACAUUACGAGCAUGUAGAAAUCAUUUAGCUAGAGUUCAAGCAAACUGUGAUGAUGUACCACCAGUUACAAAUUUAUCAUGUAAAAAAUGGGGCUAUAAAAGUCAAGAUAUUGUAAAUGAUUCAGAAGUAAUUGGCACUACUUCUGUAAAUAGUUUUAAUCAUUUAAUGACAGCUUCAAUUAGUGGUGGAUAUAAUGCAUCUUACAGAUCUAGUGCACCACAACAUAAUCUAGUUAUUGCAACUGGUAAACGACCAUUUGUUGGAUUUCAUUAUGUAUUAGAAGGUGGUUCAGCUCCAGUUCUUUCAGAUGUUGCUAUAGCAAUGGCUAGUAAAUUAGCAAAUGCCAUUGGGACUGCUGUUCCUUGGUUUCCUAUCAAUUGGGGCAAUACAAAACAUCAGACAUCACUUGAAGCAUCAAAAACUAAUGCUCAUGAACCAGUUGAACCAAUGAUUUGCAGGUUUGGAUUAAGUGAUGUUACAAGAGAGGGUUAUUCAAUAAUAUCCAGUCCAAAUAAAGCAUUAUCAGUAAUAUUAGAUGCAAUGGGUAGAGUAUUAUUAGUAGAUAAUAGAUGUGGUAUUGCUAUGAGAAUGUGGAAAGGAUAUAGAGAUGCUCAAUGUGGAUGGAUUGAAGUGGAGGAAGAGAAACAUUCUGGAAUGCACAAGGCAUUUACUAAAUUUAAACAAAAUGUGCAACUACGUUCUGCUUUGUUUUUAGUCAUUUAUGCUCCAAAGAAGGGUGUAAUAGAUAUAUGGAGUACGCAACAAGGCCCUAAAAUUACUACAUUUACUGCUAGUAAACAUGGGAGAUUGCUUUAUAUCAAUUAUGGACUUCUUGGUGUAAAUGAUAAUGUAUACCUAUCAAAAAAUAAACCACAAUAUUCAUGUGUUUUUAUGGAUCCACUUGGUGGUUUAAAAGAAAUUACAGUACCAUUUCAUUUUGCUCUUAAUAGUAAAAAUGGGAAAAGAGCACGUGAUAUACAUCUUCUUAAAAAAUUAAAAACUUUUUUAAGAGAAGAAGAAUUUGAAUAUGAGAAGUUAAUGUCAGAAAUUGAGAAUGUGUGCUCAGAUUUGAAAACUAAUGAAAUAAAAGUACAAAUAAUAGAAAUGUUAAUGUCAAAUAAAAAUAUUUCACCUGAUGCUUUACUCACAGCUGCAAAUUGUUUCAUUAAAAAACUAGAUGAAUAUGAAAAAGAAGACAUGGAACCUACAGCAAAAGCGCUUUAUUUAUUGACAACGCAGUUGCAACAAGUAAUUAAAUUUUAUAAAUAUAUUAAAACUCAAUUUGAUGCAUCAGCAGAUAAUAGUUCUUCUAUAAGUGAUAACGAUAGUUAUCUCAGUAGCAAAAGCUUGGCUUUGAGCUUAUUAACUUCUGAAAGGGAAAUACACAGAGUUUUGGAUUUGUUUAAUAAAAUAAAUAGUUACCAAUGUUCAGUUUUUGUAACAGAAUGUAAAGUAAAGUUUAAAGAAGAUGGAAAAAUUUUCUUAGAUUUCUUGUCUUGCUUUGAAUUUGGAACACCGGGAUUUAUAGACAUUAAAAAGGAUAUAAAACCAGAGAAGAAAUAUCAUAUUUCUCAGCUAAUGUACGAAGGAUGUGUGUAUUCAUGUGACAGAAUUAAAGCAUGGAAAGAAGCUGCUAUGGAAAGCAAUAUACAACCAUUUGUUCUCAUGGAAUUUGCUUUAAUUUACUGGCUUAAUAAAAGGAGAGACAUAUACCUGGAAGUAGAACUAAAACAAUUUACACACCUUUUAAAUGCUAUUUGUUCAAUAGCUAAUAUUGAAGAGAUAUGUGCAGAAUAUAAUGAAAUAUCUUUAUGGUGGAAGAAGGUUCGUAAUAUUCUUUUGUAUUCAACGAACCCAUUUAACGCACUUAGUGCUGCUUUAAUGUGCAGAGCUGUUGCAUUGUCUGUAGAAAAGUAUAAGGAAAAGUGUAGUAACAAAAUUCAAGAUAAUAACGAUCAUGAAAAGAUAGACAUUAAAAAUGAGAAUGAUUUGAAAAAAGCAAAGCAGUAUCGAGAUGGCGUUAGCAAUUCAAAAUUAGACGACGAAGUGUAUAAUAUAGCAAGUGAAUGGGAAAAUGUUAAUAAAGACAAUUAUCAAUUUACGUUGCUUAUUGGAAGUCUUGAGGAUAUUGCAAUUUUAGAUGCUAUUGUAAGUCAACAGCCUCCAUCAGAUAGUACAAUGCAAUUUUUUGCACUGCCAUUUGUAAAAUUUGACAUUUCUUUAGGAUCUGUUCUCUCAAAAGGAAAAGGUUCUGUAUCAGAGAUAGUUGCGAAAUGGAUUGCUUCCACGGGUAUUGAUCCUACUCAACUAGUAGAUACAACAGACACUGAAUUCGAUAAUACACAGUUAACAAGUCAUUGUUUAGAAAUACCAAAUUCUUUAGACGAAACUCGACACGUGGGUGAUGUUUCACAAUUAGAACAGUUGUGUGAUUUAGAGAAGUCUAUUUCAGUACCUGUUGAAAUGAAAAGUGAAGAUAAAAAUGACACAAAUAUCGGUACAUGUAUUUUAGAAAGGAUUAAGUUAUUAAAACGUCAUUUUCCACAUAGUUUAAGUAGUAGUGUAUUACUAGCUAAUAUAUGUUGGGAGUUUGCAAUGUCAUGGAAUAAAGAUAUUUCGCAAUUGAAAUCUCUCGAAGCUGCAUUAUCUGUUUUACAACAAAUACCAAUGAAACAUAUGAGACAUGGUGUUUGUUGUUUACUAUGGUCGGUUCAUAUAAAGAAACGAAUGGAAGCAGUAGCAAAAUUAAUCAACAAGCUUGGAAGACUACCAAAGGAGAGAUUGUGUAUACAAGAAGUUGGCUUAUCUGAUGUACAAACGGUUGCGUUUUUGCAGAGUUGUGUUACGUUUUUAGAAACAUUCAUCGAUUCUGAAGUGCUCGAAGCGGGGGAGAGUAGUUUAAUAAAAUCAGAAGAAUUGUGGGAAGGAUGCACAUCUGGUCCACAACCAUUUGCUGUUUUAGCUAUUUCUCAAGCACCUGCGUGGUAUGAUUUAGUAAUUUUACAUGUACAGCUGGCGAAUGUGUUGUACAUGAUGGCACAUUUUAAUAUAAAAAUAACGAAACCAUUAAACAAUUUAUUUGAGUCUGUGGUGCAACCAUAUUUUUUUCAAACAAUGACAGAUAAAGUAAUGCUUACCUGGUACAGAGAUGAUAAGAGAGACAGUCUUAGAACCAAGUUUCUGUGCCGAAUAAUUACUGCAUCGAUGGAUUUUAUCCAUCAAGAAACAACAGAUGAUAAAAUGAUCAGUUCAACGCCGCAAGCUAUUCAAUGGAUGAGCAGAUGUCAAACAUUAGCAUCUAUUUGGAAAGUUAAUAACGACGAGUUAAGGAUACAUCAAGUUUGUCAAUUUUAUGUUAAUGGUUUUGAUCGAUUAGCAGAAGAAGUUGUUACCGCAGUGAACGAUGUUGAAAAAUUAGCAGAGAAUCUUCUGCCGAUUGCUGGACGAAGGAUGAUGGCAUAUCUUUCAAAAACACCUGAUCUUCUGGAGGAAGUUUCUCGCAUAAAUCCUGCACUUACCAAAUACUUGGAAAGUCUUAAUGUACCGGAAGUAAUUUGUACAAAUUGUUCAAACGAUGAUACCAUUGAAUUGAUACGACGAGUUUCCAGACAUUUACCUGAAACUCACUCUGACUAUCAUCUUACGCAAUUAAUGUUGGAUGCGGUGUUUAUCUAUGAGGGAACAACAUGA
Messenger RNA from Habropoda laboriosa, 4257 nucleotides. RefSeq names its product rab3 GTPase-activating protein non-catalytic subunit (gene Rab3-GAP). Lineage: Eukaryota; Metazoa; Arthropoda; Insecta; Hymenoptera; Apidae. The transcript is spliced from 19 exons. The record is from RefSeq and is a predicted model, not a curated record. Bases 1 to 4257 code for a protein of 1418 amino acids. Gene Ontology annotation, biological process: regulation of GTPase activity.